Molecule: messenger RNA, 2961 nt
Organism: Bombyx mandarina (wild silkworm)
Lineage: Eukaryota; Metazoa; Arthropoda; Insecta; Lepidoptera; Bombycidae
Gene: Pfk
Product: ATP-dependent 6-phosphofructokinase
Biological process (GO): canonical glycolysis; fructose 6-phosphate metabolic process; fructose 1,6-bisphosphate metabolic process
Cellular component (GO): cytoplasm; 6-phosphofructokinase complex
Molecular function (GO): fructose-6-phosphate binding; monosaccharide binding; identical protein binding
Source: RefSeq, a predicted model, not a curated record
AAAAAUGUCAAUCAACCUUUGUCAUCCAACAAAGGUCACCUUGGGCAAGAACAAGAUUUGAAUUUUUUCAAUCUGGAUGAGAAGCGUGAUUACAUAAUAUUGAAAAACUAAAAACAAUCUAAAUUAGCUAUUUAUUAUUGAGGACUACAAUAUUUUGAUUACCACGAUGGACGGGUCAGCUACUCAGAAAUUUAUUGGCCGCGGCUCUCAUAAAGGCAAGGGGCUUGCUGUGUUUACUAGCGGUGGAGAUUCUCAGGGAAUGAAUGCCGCUGUGCGAUCAGUCGUGCGUAUGGGCAUAUACUUAGGGUGUAAAGUAUAUUUUAUUCGUGAAGGAUACCAGGGCAUGGUAGAUGGAGGUGAUAACAUUGAAGAAGCGAACUGGUCUUCUGUUAGCUCUAUAAUUCACAAAGGAGGCACUAUAAUUGGAUCAGCUAGGUGCAUGGAGUUCAUUAAAAAAGAAGGUCGUCUCAAAGCCGCAUAUAACUUAGUGAGCCGUGGUAUAACCAAUCUUGUGGUUAUUGGUGGUGAUGGUUCGCUGACUGGUGCCAAUUUGUUCCGACAAGAAUGGUCUAGCCUUCUUGAUGAAUUGCUGGAGAACAACAAAAUUACUAAAGAUCAAAGGGAAAAAUAUAAAUUUUUGCACAUAGCUGGAAUGGUUGGUUCAAUUGACAAUGAUUUUUGUGGUACAGACAUGACAAUAGGUACUGAUUCAGCCUUGCAUAGAAUCAUUGAAGCUAUUGAUGCAAUUGUAAGCACUGCUUAUUCACAUCAAAGAACAUUUAUUAUGGAGGUCAUGGGUCGCAACUGCGGUUAUUUGGCCCUUGUCGCUGCUCUGGCGAGCGAGGCAGACCAAGUAUUUAUACCUGAAGACCCUGUUCCCAAUAAUUGGGUUGAAAAACUUUGCAAAAGAUUGCAACAGGAGAGGCGUUCUGGUCAACGUUUGAAUAUUAUCAUUGUUGCCGAGGGUGCGAUCGACCGCGAAGGUAAGCCUAUCACCGCCGAGUUGGUGAAGAAGGUGGUGGUUGAUAACCUGCAGCAGGAUACCCGUAUUACCGUGUUGGGUCACGUCCAACGAGGAGGAUCCCCCUCCGCCUUCGACAGAAUUUUGGGAUGUCGUAUGGGAGCAGAGGCGGUUAUGGCUUUAAUGGAGGCCACCCCGGAAACCGAACCAUGUGUUGUUUCGCUCGACGGUAACCAAGCUGUUCGUUUGCCGUUAAUGGAAUGCGUUCGACGAACGAAAGCUGUCUCACAGGCAAUGGCUGAUAAAAAUUGGGACCUAGCUGUACAGCUCCGCGGUCGUAGCUUUGCACGUAAUUUGGAGACAUAUAAGAUGUUGACCCGUUUGAAGCCACCAAAGGGAGCGUUUGAUGAAUCCGGAAAACCUUCUGAAGGUUUGACGCUGGCUGUGAUGCACGUGGGCGCGCCGGCGUGCGGCAUGAAUGCGGCCGUACGUUCGUUUGUACGGAAUUGUAUUUACCGAGGCGAUACCGUGCUUGGCAUUCACGACGGCAUUGAAGGUUUCAUUAACGGGAACAUCGUCCAAAUGGAAUGGUCGGAUGUAACGGGUUGGGUUGCUCAAGGAGGCGCUUUUCUUGGUACAAAGAGGACUUUGCCCGGCAAUAGGAAGAGUGACAUCGCUGCGCGGAUAAAGCAGUUCAAUAUUCAAGGCUUACUCAUCAUCGGUGGUUUUGAGGCCUACCAAGCUAGCUUGGAACUAUACGAAUCUCGCGCUGAAUUCCCGGAGUUCUGCAUUCCUCUGGUCGUCAUCCCGUCCACGAUAAGUAACAACGUGCCCGGGACGGAUUUCUCUCUGGGAGCCGACACUGCGCUCAAUGAAAUAACUGAGAUCUGCGAUCGCAUUCGUCAGUCGGCACAGGGUACCAAGCGCCGUGUGUUCGUCAUCGAAACCAUGGGCGGGUACUGCGGUUACCUCGCUACGUUGGCUGGUUUGGCCGGCGGUGCUGAUGCCGCAUACAUUUACGAGGAGAAGUUCUCCAUCAAGGAUCUGCAACAGGACGUUUAUCACAUGGCGUCUAAAAUGACCGGCGGCAUACAGCGUGGCCUCAUCCUGCGCAAUGAGAAAGCGAACGAUAACUACAACACUGAGUUCAUUUACCGACUGUAUUCUGAAGAGGGCAAAGGACUAUUUACAGCUCGCAUGAAUGUGCUCGGUCACAUGCAACAGGGCGGCUCUCCGACGCCAUUUGACCGUAACAUGGGUACUAAGAUGGCGGCCAAAUGUCUUCAUUGGCUCGUUGAGAAAAUUCAGGAAGGUCCCUCGAAUUCUGCCGACUCUGCUUGUUUACUUGGUGUUGUUAAACGCCAGUACAAAUUCACUCCACUCGAAGAACUCAAAACUCAAACUAAUUUUGCUCAAAGAAUAGCAAAACAGCAAUGGUGGAUGAAACUGCGUCCAUUGCUUCGUAUCCUGGCGAAGCACGAUUCUACAUACGAAGAAGAAGGAAUGUAUAUGACAGUUGAACAAGGAGAAAUCGACUCUGAGAACGUUAUUUAAACAGCAUUUCGGUGCUUAAAUUUGAGAUUAUUUAUAAAUAUAUAUUAAAUGUGAUAUUACGCAUCACAGGUACGAAUAAGUAGAUUGAUGAAAUUCUUAUCGAAUAAUGUUAUAUUCUAUAACGUGCGACAUUAUAUUUCUUAUAUCCCUCAAAUAAAUCAUGCUACUUAUAUUUUUGUUAAUAUUGUGUACAUACGCAAGUAUUUAUGGUUUGUAAUAAUCUAUGUACUCUACUUGGUAGCUUGUACAUCAUGUCGUAUCGUAAUCAUAUACAUUAUAAUUUCAUAUAAAAUAUAUAGCAAAAAUAAGGUGGAUUUAUGUUGAGGAAAUGUAUGGCAAAUCGUUUAGCGAGUCGAUUUUCUUAGAACGUUUGAAAUUAAUUUAUCAUAAAGAUUGCAUUUGUAUAUAUAUUUUUUUGUAUCAUGAAUUUAGGCUUUAAACAAAAA